Messenger RNA from Chondrus crispus (carragheen), 600 nucleotides. RefSeq lists its product as hypothetical. The record is from RefSeq and is a predicted model, not a curated record. The transcript has 2 exons. The coding region runs from base 1 to 441 and encodes 146 amino acids. Lineage: Eukaryota; Rhodophyta; Florideophyceae; Gigartinales; Gigartinaceae.
AUGAACGCGUCAUCGAGAAGACUUCCGCAGAAACCGAAGGAACCGGCCACGGACCCCUCGCUCAUGGGUUGGCUUUCGCAGCCCCAGAAGCCUGCUUCGUCGCAGCUGUUCAAGGUGAAGCUUCUUGGCGAGUUAGAGGAAGAGGCCAAAACGCGCGAGGCGAAGGAGGCCGCGGACGAGGUGGCCAGUAAGGCGGGCCCGUCGCGAGCGACUGGCCUUGAAGCUGCGCUCAAUAUCGUCAGAGGCCCGCGCAAGGAAACUGUGCUGACUAAGACCAAGGACGUCUGGAGCGAGUUUAAGGGGAAGGACGACAAGGUCGUGGACGAGCUGGAAAAGUACAAGAAGGAUAAAAAUCGGUAUACUGACAAGGUUGCCUUCCUGAAGCGCAGUGACGUGAGAGAGUGGGAGUACGAGCAACAAGGCAAGCGGAAACGUAGAUAGAUAGCCGAUGGAGGCCGGUGGUGCAAGUGCAGCAGCUACCGGGCCAUAUAUUUGUAGGGGAGAGAGGCUCCCCAUUACUUUUUGCUGCAGCGCACUUGAGGUAUUUGAUCUUUAUGUAAAAUGGCGAGAACUGCACAAGCUUUGGUACAAACAAAAAAA